GAAGGAAGGAAGGUAGGCAGGCAGGCAAGGGAAGGGAAGGGUCGCGAGCGAGCGAGCGGGUGGGUGGAGAAAGCGGAGCCUCCGAGGCGAGAGCCAGGCGAGCAGGGUUCCCACAAUAGCAGGCAGGUCGUGAGCCGGUGGCGCUCCCGCGGUCUCUUGAACGCCGGAGAGAGCAAUGCGGAAAGGUGGAAAAUGGCAGAGCUGCAAAUGUUACUAGAAGAGGAAAUCCCUUCGGGCAAGCGGGCUUUGGUGGAGAGCUACCAGAACCUCACCAGGGUUGCGGACUACUGUGAAAACAACUACAUCCAGGCUCCAGACAAAAGGAAAGCAUUAGAAGAGACCAAAGCAUACACAACCCAAUCUUUAGCCAGUGUUGCUUACCAGAUCAAUGCAUUGGCCAACAAUGUGCUCCAACUAUUGGAUAUCCAAGCCUCCCAACUCCGGAGAAUGGAAUCCUCCAUUAAUCAUAUUUCACAGACAGUGGACAUACAUAAAGAAAAAGUUGCCCGUAGAGAGAUUGGCAUUUUGACAACCAAUAAAAAUACUUCCAGAACACACAAAAUUAUAGCUCCAGCAAACAUGGAGCGUCCUGUAAGGUAUAUUCGAAAACCGAUAGACUAUACAGUAUUGGAUGAUGUAGGCCAUGGAGUGAAGCAUGGAAGCAAUCAGCCUGCAAGAACUGGCACUUUGUCGAGAACAAAUCCUCCUACACAGAAACCACCAAGUCCUCCUAUGUCAGGCCGAGGAACGCUAGGACGGAACACUCCCUAUAAAACAUUGGAGCCUGUCAAACCACCUACAGUCCCCAAUGAUUACAUGACCAGUCCAGCAAGACUUGGAAGUCAGCACAGUCCUGGAAGGACUGCUUCCUUGAACCAGAGGCCGAGGACACACAGUGGUAGCAGUGGAGGAAGUGGCAGUCGAGAAAACAGUGGGAGCAGCGGAAUUGGCAUACCCAUUGCAGUGCCUACACCCUCACCACCAACUAUUGGCCAAGCUGUUCCUGGGUCAGCUCCUGGUUCCCAGUAUGGCACAAUGACCAGGCAGAUUUCCCGACACAACUCUACCACUUCUUCAGCCCCUUCUGCUGGAUUUAGGAGGAAUCCUUCUGUGACUGCUCCAUUUUCUGCUCAACCUCACAUUAAUGGCGGGCCUCUCUAUUCUCAAAACUCAAUUUCUAUUGCUCCACCCCCUCCCCCAAUGCCUCAGUUGACUCCACAGAUACCUCUCACAGGCUUCGUGGCCAGGGUGCAAGAAAACAUUGCUGACAGUCCAACUCCACCUCCACCUCCACCUCCAGAUGAGAUGCCUAUGUUUGAUGACUCCCCACCACCUCCACCACCACCACCAGUGGAUUAUGAAGAUGAGGAAGCUGCAGUAGUGCAGUAUAAUGAUCCUUAUGCUGAUGGUGAUCCAACCUGGGCACCUAAAACUUACAUUGAGAAAGUUGUUGCCAUAUAUGACUAUACAAAGGACAAGGAUGAUGAGCUAUCGUUUAUGGAGGGCGCAAUCAUUUAUGUGAUAAAGAAGAAUGAUGAUGGUUGGUAUGAAGGCGUAUGCAACAGAGUGACUGGCCUGUUUCCUGGAAAUUAUGUUGAAUCAAUCAUGCACUAUGCAGAUUAAUUCUUUUUUCAGGCCAGGCUUUGCCUUCAGUCAUGCCAUAAUGAUCUACAAAGGAUAAAUUAACACUUGUCUUAAUGCUCCUUAAAAUGUGCACAUCCUUUCCAGGCCAUAUUGUUUAAAUGGCAUGAUUGAAUGUUCAUCUGUAAGCAUCUGUUUCUGGAGUUUGUAAAAUGAACAAAUGUUUUAGGGAUGUGCAGAAUGGAAUGGUUUCUCCUCAGAAGUUUGGUAUUUUCCCCGGAAUGGACCAGUCUGAACAUUCUGGGUGAGGUUUGUUCCUCCAGAAGUCUUUUUUUGGGAUCAGAAAGAGAGUCCUAGUGUUCAAAUUCAUCUUGUGCUUCUAAAACAAGAGUUCUACAAAUCAGUUCGUGUUCUGAAAGAUACACUUCCAGAAACAUACAACCAGAAUGAUUGGAUUGGCCCAUUUCAGAGGGAGAAACAGAACAUUCCAAGGAAAAACUAUUCUGUUUUGCAAAUAACUGAGCUGUUUAUUACUGAUUAUGCUUAUUUACCUAUGCGUUGUUUUCUACGACCAGCCUAAAUAUUCUGGGGAAGUAGGGUAUAAACUAUUUAAUGACUCAAGAUUCAAAUCGUGCCAUUGUUUUCUUUUCUCAGUGCAACAGCGUGAUAAACUAACAACUGUUAGACUAACUUUAAAUCUGGUUGAAAAGUUUAAUAAUGCUGGUCAUUUACCUUUAUUUAGACUAUUGCUCAUCCUCAAAAUAUAGUAUUUGUUUAAAAGCAUGCAUAAAAACUUAUGUAUUGAAUUACACUUUCUUCUGAAAAUCCAAGAUGCUUCCAAUUUGUUGUAAUCUUUUACUGGAGUUCUUUCACUAAGAGUCUAUUCCAGUGAGUCCUUUGAGUCUCUUAUCGAAUAUGUCCAUGUGAAUCAAAGAUGGGUGGUCUUAUGAUGUGUGUGUAAUUUGUACCUGAGUUUUUAAUAAGUAAAAUUGCAUUGACUUUUCCAUUCAUAAAUACAUAAAUGAACCAAAGGUCUUGUCCAUUACUUUUGUUGGCUUGCCUUGCUUUGCAAAGCAAUAUUGAAGCAUGUUGACUUACCAAAUUUCCCCCUUAUCAACAGGGUCAUUUUUAAUUUCAGGUUCAAAACACCCCAAUAAAGGGAAAAAUAUACUUCUGCAGGUUACCAUAUAUUCAGAUUGCACUUAUUAUUUGGCAUAUUCAUUAGUAAAGGAUACUUUUGAGUAGCAACUAUUGGAAAUAGAAAGCACAUCAAUAAAAGGCUGAUAGGAGAAAGUAUAAAGCAAAGUUGUUCUCGCUUGCAAAAAUGCCCAUUAGUUUUCGUUUUAGAUGACUUACCAGGUUGCAGUGAUCUGGGAGCAGUUUUAGAGCAGAAAUCUGUUUCUCUUCUUAGCUACCAGAGAGUGCCCAUGGAUGGUGAAGUUUAUAAUGAUAAUGCAUCACAGCAUAGGUGAAUUAAACAUUUAAUCACUUUUUAAUUUUUGCUGCAAUUGUACUUUUCCUGUAGCAAGCAGCCUUUUGCUGUAGAACUGCCUUAAGAGAGAAGCUUUAAUGACACAUUGCAAAAAUAAAUGAAUGUGCAGAAGGUGGGCGAACAAACAAUCAAUCCCAAGUGACUCUUCUGUUUAAAACUAUGAAAAUUUCUUGCUUUGCUGAAAGUAAAUUUUCACCACUGGAGGAUUUUCUACUGAUUCCCCCCGCCCCCCACAUCACUAUAUUUAAGCAGCACCUAUUUAGGAAUACAGCUCUUGCGAGCUUAGCAGGAUGUAUUUCCAUAGCAAUGCUGUUUCUAGUCAGGCAUCCUACUAAAAGAGCAAGAACAGCUUAUGUAGAAAAAGAUAUAGAUUGUUGUGCCAUCCACUUGGCUUUUAGCAGUAGAACAUCUCCAGUUUGAGCACAAGAUCAGGUCACAUUUCUGGUUUUGGAUAGUACACAAGUUAAAUCAUAAAGGGAUUGAUUGCAUUGUGUAGUAAAGAUUUAUUUAGGCUCGAUUGUGUCCUAAUGGGCAUUAGAUGACCAAUAAGCAAGUGUACUAAAUACAAGAACAAUAGUAAUAUCUAUCAACAUUCAAUAUUGAAAGAUCCCUUGGCUUGUUGUUCCUGAAAUGAACCUAAUUGCUUUAUUUGCCUUUUCCUGAUUGUUAACAUGUUAUUUCUGACAUCAAACAUCAACCCAUGAAACAUAUUUGUAUUCCCUUUAUAAAUUGGAACACUUCUUGAUUUGUAUAUAACCUGUUUUAAUUAUAACAAGUAUGUACAGUCUUUUAUAAUAAACCAUUCUUUAAUUUUCUGGGUA
Ahaetulla prasina is the source of this 3894-nucleotide messenger RNA. RefSeq names its product abl interactor 1 (gene ABI1). The transcript is spliced from 10 exons. The record is from RefSeq and is a predicted model, not a curated record. NCBI's taxonomy places the organism in Eukaryota, Metazoa, Chordata, Lepidosauria, Squamata, Colubridae. Gene Ontology annotation, molecular function: SH3 domain binding; cadherin binding. The coding region runs from base 193 to 1623 and encodes 476 amino acids. Gene Ontology annotation, cellular component: intracellular anatomical structure; lamellipodium.